Messenger RNA from Peniophora sp. CBMAI 1063, 2217 nucleotides. The record is from the annotation of a GenBank genome assembly. Lineage: Eukaryota; Fungi; Basidiomycota; Agaricomycetes; Russulales; Peniophoraceae.
AUGCCCGUUCCUCAGCUCUACUUGUUUGACCAGGCUACCCCCGGUCUGCUUACGGACGUCAUGCGGUCGGUGCAGAGUGUCGCCAGUCGCCUAUCGCUCUAUGCGACGGCCUUCUUCGCGUCCAGCGGGAUGCUAGGCAGCCAGACGACGCUGGCUGCUGCCCAAUCCACCUAUCUGCUCGGACUGGGUAUCGGGGACAUCACAGGGCCCGUCGUCGAGACCAACAUGAUGGGCUAUGCAUCGCUGGGACAGACUGAUACUGGACUGCAUAUGCGCCAGCGUAGUCGUGCGUGGAUUAUCGCGGAUCCCAAUAACUCCACGAACCGAGUUGUGUUCAUCAAUGCUGACAUUGCGAUGGGCGAUACCGGUAUUCGUCGGUCUAUCGUGGCCAAUUUGAGCUCCAUGUACCCCGGCCUCUACGACAAUACGAAUAUCGCGCUAUCUAGCACGCAUCAACACUCCGGAGUCGGGGGUUAUCUCGAGAAUUUAUUGCCGCAGAUCACCGCCCUUGGAUACGUCAAGGAGACCGCGGACGCAAUCGUGGAGGGUACUGUCAGGGCAGUCGUUCAGGCGCACAACAGUCUUGCGGAGGGGAAGCUCAGUCUCGGCAAUACCACCGUCGUGGACGGCAACACCAACCGCUCUCCUGUAGCAUACCUAGCGAACCCCGAAGACGAGCGUGCAGAGUAUCAGUACGACCAGGACAAGGACUUGACGUUACUCAAAUUCGAGGACACGAGUGGCAACGCACGUGGCUUCCUCAGCUUCUACGCCGUUCAUGGGACCAGUAUCUACGAGAAUAAUACGCUUGUAUCUGGCGAUAAUAAAGGCAUGGCUGCAUAUCUAUACGAGCAUAUGGUCGAGCCCGACUCGAUGCCUGGGAAUGUUACGUUCAUUGCAGGCUUUGCUCAGAGCAAUGUCGGUGAUACUAGCCCGAACACACUUGGCGCCUUCUGCGAGAGCCCCGGCAAGGACUAUGAUGGUCAAGCUUGUGACUUCGUGCACGCAACGUGUGGCACAACGGUGCAGGACUGCCACGGCCGUGGACCUGGCUUCCGUAUCUCCGACUUCGAGUCCAACCGAAUAAUCGCUCAGUACCAAGUUGACGGCGCGCAGACGCUGAUGGGUUCGACACUCGCACCUAUCUCCGGUGCUGUGCGCCAUGUUCACACCUAUCUGAAUAUGUCCUACCACUCCUUCACCCUUCCCAACGGCACGACAGUGCAAACUUGCCCACCGGCUAUGGGCUACGCCUUCGCUGGUGGUACCACCGACGGUCCGGGCGCAUUUGACUUCGUCCAGGGUGACAACUCGUCGAUGCCGCAGAACCCCUUCUGGGAGAUCGUGAAGGGCGCUGUCACGCCGGACCCCCCUCCGGAGCAAAUCGCCUGCCAAUACCCAAAGCCCAUCUUGCUCGAUACCGGUUACGCUCACACGCCCUAUAACUGGAGCCCCAACACCGUCGACAUUCAGAUGUUCCGCAUUGGCCAGCUGGUGAUACUCGUUAUGCCUGGAGAGCUGACGACUAUGAGUGGUCGACGCAUACGCAAUGCCAUACGCACAAAUCUGAUCUCUCAAGGAGUCAUCGGGGAGGACGCCUAUGUUGUAGUCGCAGGCCCCGCAAACACGUAUGCUCACUACGUCGCCACGCCUGAGGAGUACAGUGUGCAACGCUAUGAAGGCGCAUCCACGAUCUUUGGAGCUCACACCAUCGACGCCUACAUCGACAAGUACGGCAGCCUCGUGUCCUACCUAGCCGACAACGCGACCGGCGAGCAGCCUCCGUCAGAUGACGCACCGCCGGACCUCACGAAAUCUGCCAUCUCCAUUCGCGCUGGUGUCACACUCGACAGCGGCGACUUCGGCGGUAUCAUCUCCGACGUGAACUCGAGCUAUACCAUCAACGAGACUGCAAGCGCGGUAUUCCACGGCGCAAAUCCGCGUAACAACUUCCGCCUCGAGGGUACCUUCCUCUCCGUGGACCGCUUCGACAACGGAGCGUGGACCAUGGUACGCUCUGAUUCGCAUCCUUCCACGACAUAUCAAUGGGCCCGCACAAACGAGCUUCUCGGGACCAGCAGCGUGAACAUCUCCUGGACCAUCGAGCCGGAAACUCCUAGUGGCACAUACCGUCUCACGUACUACGGCGAUUCGAAGUCUAUCCUUGGAAAGAUUACCGCCUUCUCAGGGUCCUCGAGCAACUUUACUGUUGGUUAG